GCCACAGCUAGCGCCUCCUUCCUUCGCCCCGCCCCUUCCUUCCUUGCGAGACACGCCCCUUCCGGGCUACAGUUGUUGGCCCGCUUUAAAAAAAAAACAACCAAAAACAACCUGUCAGAGGAAGUGGUACGCGUGCGCAAAAGAAGGACGGGCGUGAGGGAACUCCGGAACGUUUGUUGUUGCAGAGCUAUCCCAAACCAUAGAGAUUAGCGUUGGAGGAGAGCCGCUUAGAAUGGCCGCAGUUGAAGGAGAAUGGCCGCGCUAAUCGUUAGACGCGUCUUGUCUCGCCCUCUCUGCAUUCUCCCCGUGGCAAGGCGCGGCUAUCGUGGGGAUUCACCGUCGGACUCUGGCCGCGACCUGCUGGAGAUUCCGCUGCCGCCGUGGCAGUAUAGGCCGCAAGAGCCCUUGGAGACUAAGCGCGCCAGAUUGUUGUAUGAGAGUCGCAAGAGGGGCAUGCUGGAGAACUGUCUUCUGCUCAGUUUCUUUGCCAAAGAAAACCUGAACAGAAUGAAUGAACAACAGCUGGACUUUUAUGAUCGCCUGAUUAACGAGCCUAGUAAUGACUGGGAUAUCUACUAUUGGGCAACAGAAGCAAAGCCAGUUCCAGAAGUCUUUCAGAAUGAAGUCAUGGAGAUGCUUAGGGAGUUCACCAAAAACAGGAACAGAGAGCAAAGGCUGCAACAGCCAGACUUGGAGUAACUGAAGCUCCACACUGAUGUGGAACUUGUGUGGCAUUCUUCUGAUUAUGGAUGUGAUUUGCAGAACCAUAAAUGUUGGCGUUUGUAUCUCUCUGUAAAUGUUUCAUGCUGAAUCCUAAUCUUGUAAAUUCUCCCAUUGAAGAGUAGUCAAUAUAGACAAUUUCCAUCCCAUAAUAAAGAGGAGAAUAAUUGAGAAAA
This is a messenger RNA of Heteronotia binoei (common prickly gecko), 896 nucleotides long. It is a transcript of the gene SDHAF2, whose product is annotated as succinate dehydrogenase complex assembly factor 2. Lineage: Eukaryota; Metazoa; Chordata; Lepidosauria; Squamata; Gekkonidae. The transcript has 4 exons. Gene Ontology annotation, biological process: protein-FAD linkage; mitochondrial respiratory chain complex II assembly; tricarboxylic acid cycle. The coding region runs from base 253 to 699 and encodes 148 amino acids. The record is from RefSeq and is a predicted model, not a curated record. Gene Ontology annotation, cellular component: mitochondrion.